AAAAUAACGAGGACUUGAAUUGUUUUGUUGUACACAUAAGUAUCAGAAACCACAGAAAACAUACAGGGACCCGUACGAUGUAUUGGCAUCGCAUUAGGAUUAGGGAACCCAAUCAGUAAACAGAAAUAGUAUCAAAAAUAUUAAUACGGAACCUAUGUAAGUAGAAUCUAAAACUGUGUACCUCGUAAAGUAAACCUUGAUACAUGUAGAUAAGGAUUUAUUUUCAGUGGAUGUAGGUAAGGAUUUAGAUGUAGGUAGAUAUAUACAAAGUUUAUUUUCUUAAUUCCAUAAUAUAAUCAGUAGGUACUAGAUACCGGCAUUAUUGAUACUGAUAAUGUAUCAAAGUUUUCCGCAAAUCUGAGUGAUGUAAGUACCUACCGAUAUAGCAGUAUUGUGAUCUAUUACGGCAAAUUCCAUGUUGCUGUUAUUGAUACAAGUCUUCGAAUCUUAGCAUUCAUAAUAUAAAACCAUAAAAUAAUAUUAUCUUAUAAUAUUUAGUUAAACUAAAUAUUGUUACUUUAGUUAUUAUUUGUUACUAGCUUCUUAUGUGUUGUGUCUCCAGUAUCACGAUACAGGAGAAAAUCGUAAUGUGACGUAAUGUCUAAAAAAAAAAUACUAUUCAUUGUAACUACGUACACACAGCUUCACUAUCAUAACUGAAGUAUUGGAGAUCAAAUCUUCAGAAACAUUUAAAGACAAAGUUGUCAGGAAGUUAAGGCAGUUGUCCCACCGGCAACGAUGAACGAGUAACGAGUAGAGCUAGAACGAGAAACGAGUGAAAACAAAAACAAACAAGUGAAGCGAGCACUCGCUGGCAGUGUGAACAGUCAGCGAUCAACUAUUUGUAUAUGCAUCUCUUUUGUUUACACGGAAAGUAUAUCUAUUGUACGUUUCUUGAGCGAGAAAAUAGCCGAUAGUUAGUCGUUCACUCGCCGUUGGUGGGACAACUGCCUUAAAUGUAAAGAAAAUGUUUGUUUUUGUUUCACGUACACACAGGCGCGUUAUUAUCGGUCGAUAAUAUCGCAUGCGGUGUUGCGAUAGUGUCCCGAUACCUUGCACACAGCUGCGAUUUUAUCGUCCGGUAUCGAGCGAGACGGCACUAUUUACCAUCUCUCUCUGGCAUGCCAAAAAGAACGCAGCGCGCACGGCACAUGCAAGGCGGACUCCAACAAGUCAGCGCGUAUUUGUGCGUUCUUUCUCUUUAACAAUGAAUAUCGAAUUAUUCAUAGCUUUAGUGAAGGAACGACCUGUUUUAUAUGAUGUACGAAAUCCACUAUAUAAAGAUAAAAGGGAGAAGAAUAAAAAAUGGAGGGAAAUAUGCACAGCGAUGGAUAUAACUAUUGAAGUUGCGAAGAACAAAUGGAAAAAUUUAAAGGAUUGUUUGACAAAGCACCUCAAAGGUACAACGACUACUGCGGGACAAGCAUCAACAAAGUAUGUUCACUGGCAGUGGGCGAAGCACAUGGCAUUCAUGAAACCACACUUAAACUUCGCGUCAACAAAUACGAGCCUGGAACAACAGUCGAGCACAGAUGUACAAGACUCUCAGUUGAGAUCAGAUGCACAAGGUAACCAGUCGAGCUCGAGCUUACAAGGAACGCAUGCGAGGUCCCAUAGACAUAGCCAGAGAAGACGUCAGAUAUCUUCGGAUAGUGAGAACACGCUUUCCCAUACGGACAGAAUUAUUCAAUAUUUAGAAAAUAAGAAAACUAACUGCGAUGCCACGGAACUGAUCUUUAAAGGCUAUGCAAGAUUAAUUAAACAAUUUUCGAUACAACGCCAGGCUCGGAUCAAGAUGAACAUCGCUAAGAUGAUUGCGGAGGAAGAGGUCGCCCACCAUGAGGAAACUAUGUCACGACUCAACCAACCACCACCACAUCACUCACCCUCACCGGUCGGGAACACAUCACGCAGCUCAUUAUCACCAGAUCAGAAUGCAUGAGCGAACAGAUGAACAUACACACAUACCAGUCAGCACGGUAGUAUCUAAGGUAAAAAUUACCUUAAAUACUACCUCACUUUCCUGUUCUCUCGCUCGUUCGAUCGAACAGUUGCCUAAAAUAUCGUAGGUAGUUACUUGAUUUUUUUUUUCAA
Molecule: messenger RNA, 2094 nt
Organism: Spodoptera frugiperda (fall armyworm)
Lineage: Eukaryota; Metazoa; Arthropoda; Insecta; Lepidoptera; Noctuidae
Exons: 2
Coding region: 1025-1942 (305 amino acids)
Biological process (GO): regulation of transcription by RNA polymerase II
Cellular component (GO): transcription regulator complex; nucleus
Source: RefSeq, a predicted model, not a curated record